GCUUUAACACACGCCACUGUUCUGUCAGUCAGUCAGUCAUUAGAGGGACAGGAUGGAGCUCAGUCCACUCUCUGUGAUGCUCUUGCUGAUUUCACUUAUACCAGUGGCCCAGGCUCAAGGGAGUCCUAAAACUGUGACCAUAACGCCUGAUACACAUGUGUUCAUUGGAGAGAUUGUUACUCUCAGAUGUGACAUACAGGGAGGAGGAGACACUCAGGGGACUUACAGCUGGAAGAGAAAUAAUAAAGUAGUCUCAGAGGGAGGAGGGAAACCCUACACAAUGCAGGUGUUCAGAAUCCAGUCUGUUAAAGUCUCUGACAGUGGUACCUACACCUGCAGUAUAAAGGGGAGAGACUCUCAGAGCUCAGAGAUCAGUGAUGCUGUUAAACUGACUGUAUCAGCAAAACCCAAACCGACUGUGAGAGUGACUCCUCAGAGCUCCGUCUACACUGGAGACACCGUCACUCUGAGCUGUGAGCUGCAGCAGGAGACUGGAUGGGAGUUUCAGUGGUACAAAAAUAAUCAGUUACAAGCAGAAAUACUUAAUAUGACAGUCAAUAAUGCAGGAGAAACAGAGUACCAGUGUCGUGCAUCUAGGCUGAACUUCGACUACGGUGAGACUCGCUCCUACUACACAGACGUCAGUGAUCCUGUUAAGAUUACAGUGAGAGGAAAACCCAAAGCGACUGUGAGAGUGAAUCCUCAGAGCUCCGUCUACACUGGAGACACCGUCACUCUGAGCUGUGAGCUGCAGCAGGAGACUGGAUGGAAGUUUCAGUGGUACAAAAAUAAUCAGUUACAGAAUCUGAACAGUGAACAAGAGAACACACUUAAUGUGACAGUCGAUAAUGCAGGAGAAAUAGAGUACCGGUGUCGGGCAAACAGGAUAAACAACAACAACUACUACUUCACAGAGUUCAGUGAUCCUGUCAAGAUUACAGUGAGAGCAAAACCCAAAGCGACUGUGAGAGUGAAUCCUCAGAGCUCCGUCUACACUGGAGACACCGUCACUCUGAGCUGUGAGCUGCAGCAGGAGACUGGAUGGAAGUUUCUCUGGUACAGAAAUAAUCAGUUACAGAAUCUGAGCAGUGAACAAGAGAACACACUUAAAGUGACAGUCGAUAAUGCAGGAGAAACAGAGUACCGGUGUCGGGCAAACAGGAUAAACAACAACUACUACUACUACACAGAGUUCAGUGAUCCUGUCAAGAUUACAGUGAGAGAGAGACCACCGGCAGUACUGAGUGUAUCUCCACAGAGCUGGCUGACUGAAGGAGAGUCAGUGACUCUAAGCUGUGAGGUUACAGACUCCUCUACAGACUGGACAUUCAGCUGGUACACAGUUGUUCCCUACAGAGACGGCUUAACUGGAAUAAAUAAUAAUGGUGGCUAUAGCGUGUAUGUGGAGCUCCUCUCAGACAGCAGCAGAGGAUCUGGAGGCAAAUACACUCUCAGUCCUGCUGCUCUUAAUCACACAGGAGUUUAUAUGUGCAGAGGAGAGAGAGGAGAACCAGCCCUUCACUCACAGUACAGCAAUCCACAGCCACUAUGGAUCACUGGUGAAUCUCCUCCAGUCUCUCUGAUCAUCAAUCCCAGCAGAACUCAACACUUUACUAAUGACUCUCUCUCACUGAGCUGUGAGGACCAGAGUAACUCUACUGGAUGGACAGUGAGACGAUACACACACAGUGAGAGAGUGUUAGAUUGUUCACACUGGGGAUCAGUUACAGGAUCUACAUGUAACAUCAGCUUCCUCUCCACAUCCUACACUGGAGUUUACUGGUGUGAGUCUGAAUCUGGAGGAAACAGUAAUCCUGUCCACAUCACAGUGCAUGGUCCAUCAGGUGUAGAAGCUCCAUUCUCAGUGCUCAUGCUGAUCUGUAGUGUGGUGACGGUCUCUCCGUAUCUGCUGGUGACCAUCAUUCUGCUGCUCAUAUGUUACAGAGCUCGAGCUCACACUGAUGAAGAGAGAAUUGAGAAUGCAGUCAACGUUCAUCUAUAAAAAGAGGAUAUAUUUACUGGAAAAAUAAUUCAGAAUUUCUUGUUCUUUAUGGUUUUGUGUGGAUUUUAAAAUAAUUCUGAUUUCUCAUUUUAAUGUCCUGCUGUUAUUUUCUCAGCAUCUUAGACACCCUCACUGUUCUGAAUGGAUUUGUUUAGCUAAAGCCUGUAAACCUCCUCAUGAGGUGAAAGUGAUCAUGUGUGUAGUGUUCAAUAAGCCCUACAUCCAGCUUUGUAUGCAAUAUAAAAACAAGUUUAUUGACGGUGAUCUGAAAUAUGGUGCUGAACUAAUAUUGUGUUUUGUGUUUUCUCAGUAUUAGUUCUACUUCUACUGUAUUUGUACUGCUGUGUUUUAUUUUAUUUCUCUAUGAGAUUUUCUCGAGUUAAAUAAUGAGGAGUAGACGUUUUUGGAGAGAUUUUGUUCUAUUUAUAGACCAAGGAGUAGACAUCUCAGUUAGACACUGAUGUUAGAUUUGUGUGACUUUUCAGCUGUGUGAACUUUAAUUGUAGUUGUUUGAGGAGAUUUAUGAAUGAAAUGU
Molecule: messenger RNA, 2537 nt
Organism: Hemibagrus wyckioides
Lineage: Eukaryota; Metazoa; Chordata; Actinopteri; Siluriformes; Bagridae
Product: B-cell receptor CD22-like
Exons: 10
Coding region: 53-2002 (649 amino acids)
Biological process (GO): cell surface receptor signaling pathway
Molecular function (GO): transmembrane signaling receptor activity
Source: RefSeq, a predicted model, not a curated record